Octopus bimaculoides (California two-spot octopus) is the source of this 1096-nucleotide messenger RNA. RefSeq lists its product as uncharacterized. The record is from RefSeq and is a predicted model, not a curated record. Gene Ontology annotation, biological process: L-threonine catabolic process; L-serine catabolic process. Lineage: Eukaryota; Metazoa; Mollusca; Cephalopoda; Octopoda; Octopodidae. Gene Ontology annotation, molecular function: threonine deaminase activity; L-serine ammonia-lyase activity.
AUCGAUACUUAUCUCCCUUAAACAUAUCUAAGGUUCCACUAAAAGUUCAUGUGCACACCUUCGCGCCCUCAUAUCAAACUGUUUUAACUUUCUGUUUAACAGAAUAACCUGCAUACAGAUUGUUUUAAGUACACAAAUAUAUAUUUGCUAUCAGUAACUGAGUUUAUAUACAAUAUUCUGCUGUUACGUUGUGACUUCGGUGAAAAUUUAACAGAAGAAAGAAUAUAAAUAAACGAUGUCAGAGAAUUCAAACCUAAAGAAAGUUCAACUGGUUUCAUUAAAACAAAUUUAUAAAGCAAAGAAACAAAUAAAGAAUUAUGUUAGAGUCACACCAUUGGAAUAUUCUCCAUUCUUGUCUAAAAUGGCAGAAGGUUCUCAUGUAUAUAUAAAAUGUGAAAACUUGCAGCGUACAGGGUCUUUCAAAGUACGUGGGGCCUUUAACAAACUAUGCUUGCUUAAAGAAUCUAAUCCUGAUAUUUACAAAAUAGGAGCUGUGGCAGCAUCAACUGGUAACCAUGCUAUGGCUUGUACAGAAGCUAUGAACCAACUUGGAAUUCCUGUUCAUGUAUUUGUCCCAGAAACAAUUUCCCCUUCAAAACAUGAGCGCUUAAUUGCAAACAAAGCUUCACUCACUGUUUUUGGAGAAGAUUGCAUGUAUGCAGAGAAUGCUGCUCGCAAGUACUCAGAAGAAAAGGGAAUCCCAUUUAUUUCCCCUUAUAAUGAUAUUGAUGUCAUUGCUGGCCAAGGAACAAUAGGACUUGAAAUAUUUGAAGAACAACCUGACAUUGAAAAUGUCUUUGUACCUGUUGGAGGUGGUGGCCUUAUUGCUGGCAUUGCUGCAUAUCUAAAGCAAGUAAAUCCAGAUAUAAAAGUAACUCUUGCCAAAUUUAGAUGCAUCAAGAAAGCUACUGAAUCUGUCAACCAUGAAGUAAUUGCCAUUGGUCUAUCAGAGGAUAUAGCUGACCUUCUGGAAUUUGCUGCCAGGUCAUCCAAAGACCUAGGCUGUGUUCCCCAGAAGGAUGCUCUCUGCCUUGGUCAACCAGGUCCGAAACUCAGACUAAUCACGCUGUCUUUUUCAAAAAAGGGUGAGAGAUAG